AUGAUUGUGACUGAGAUACGUUUAUUAAUUUUUGUCUUUAUUAUUGUCCUAUUAAUAAUACCAACAAUUAUUGUCGACGCUGCUGCUGGUCGAUGUUAUUUAUGUUCAGAAAAUAUACUUGCUGAAUGUGUUGGUGGUGUUCAAUCUGAUUUACCUCUUCAUACAGCUAUUCUUCAAUUUUAUACGGAACCAUGUAAUGGUCAAUGUGUUUUAUUUCGAAGUGAAGAUAAAUUCACAAGACGUGGAUGUUCAUGGACAUAUGGUCAUAUGACACCGAUGUCAACUGGAUGGCAUGAAUUAACUCCCGGUAUACAAGCGUAUUUUUGUGAUAGUUUUCUAUGUAAUAAUGGUACUUAUGAACAACCAGAAGCAUCAAUGAUACGUAAAGGAAUAAUAAAGAAUGAAUUGAAACGACCUCCUAAACAAACACUUACUCCUCAACAAUUAUUCAUCCUAGCAGGAAAUACUCCUAUAGUGAUGCAUACUGGUGAGUUUUAUACAUUAGUUCGUAUAGGUUUUUGA
Messenger RNA from Rotaria sp. Silwood1, 522 nucleotides. Lineage: Eukaryota; Metazoa; Rotifera; Eurotatoria; Philodinida; Philodinidae. The record is from the annotation of a GenBank genome assembly.